This is a messenger RNA of Strongylocentrotus purpuratus (purple sea urchin), 7310 nucleotides long. RefSeq names its product TPR repeat-containing protein DDB_G0287407. The record is from RefSeq and is a predicted model, not a curated record. Gene Ontology annotation, molecular function: protein binding. The transcript has 33 exons. Lineage: Eukaryota; Metazoa; Echinodermata; Echinoidea; Camarodonta; Strongylocentrotidae. Bases 1 to 5136 code for a protein of 1711 amino acids. Gene Ontology annotation, cellular component: Cul4-RING E3 ubiquitin ligase complex.
AUGACGGGAACGACAAUGGGAGCGAUGAUGAUGGAAACAGCGAUGGAAGUGAGGGUGAUGAUGAUGAUGAUGAUGAUGAUGAUGAAAGUGAAGAUGGGUGUGAUUACUUGUAUGACGAUGACAGCGAUUGCGACGGUGGCUGGUGUGCAAGAACUCCAUCUCCAUCUGUGGAGAGUCUCAAGCCCUUGGAAGCAGCGCUGGAAUUGGGUGGGUCCACCUAACAGUCACUAUGUGAUCUACCACAGCAAGAGCGCUACCUUCGCAGAGGCUCACCGGGACAAACCCAGAGGGAAGGUCGUCCACCUCCAGGCGUUCAGCGGGAUCAACCCAACCACUCUGCCUAAGAUCAACAGACUCAACACAUCUGCUCUCUAUCAGGUGACCCUCAUGAAAGGUCAAGCUGGUGUUACAUAUAUCGCUGGUUUGUCAGGGGUCAUGAAAUCUGCAGCAGACGCAUGGACCAUCUCAAUGACCGAUAAGAGAGCCCUUCAGAUUGUUGGACCAAAUGGACCGUGUCGCUAUGCUCUCUUCACAAACAUACCAGAAGAUGUUCAUGAUCCAAAAGAAAGGUGUUUCCAAAAAGGCUGCCUUGCAACGGGAGAUUCAGAAACCGUAGAGGGAGGUCUGAUCAUAGAUGAUGAUAACUUGACCAUCUGGGUGGACUACAUGACCAAGGUCUUAGUGACCUGUGAUGGGGUCACCGUCCAAAAGGUAGAGGGAGGAAAGUGGAUGGAACAGCCUGACGGUAGAUUGGCUUUCCAGAGGGGGUUGACUGAGAAGGAGAAGAGCCCAGGACUAAAGGUUUAUCGAGCAUUUGCCUUACGGAAAGAUUUAAAUGGAGCUGAUGUAUCUAUUGAACUGGGGGGUUCCCCUCAUCAGGUGAUCAAGCAACCUCCUGGGGUAGCCUAUGCUCUCAACUGUGGUGGUCCGGCCUACCACGCUCUCAAUGGCGCCGUCUUUGUGGACACACAGACACAGUUCAAGCCCAUUGAAACGGGCGGACUGGAUUGCAUGCACAAGUUCAGCGCCCACACGGCUCAAGACCGCAACCUCCAUUCCCUCCUUUCGAGCACGUAUGACUCCUUUCUCUUCAGCUCAUACAACUGUACGCACGAUGGCUUUAAUGAUAAAAUCAAGUUUCCUUUGCCAUUGUCGGGAGGAGACUACACGAUGCGUCUGUACACUGUGGGUGGAUGGAUGACCAAGGGGUACAUCCAUUACGAUAGCACGGAGCUUACUUCACAGAUUCUUGAUCAGUUGACAAGUGAAGACCACAUACACGCUGUAGGAACCACGGCAAAGACAUGUGAAGUACCGAUCAAAGUAGAGAAGGAAAACACCACACUCUCUUUCCGCACAAAUGGAGACGAUGUCUGCUUGUCUGGAAUCCUGGUUUAUGACAAGGAUUUUAAGGAGCCAACUCUUACUCCUGAAGAGAGGCAGAAGGAAACCAAGAUCAAGCAAGAGCUUGCUGAUAAGUUGCUGCCGUUGAAUCGUACAUUCUCUCUGAAGGAGAUGAAGAUUGCCGGCUGGUCUAAAAACCUUCUUGAAAAUGCAUCGGGGGAGAAUGGGGAUAUGAGUCACUGGAAUAUUAGUGGAGACUUCAAGGUUGAUGACAAUGGUGAUGGCACAGAGAAAAAGUUUAUGACAUCAUAUAUGGAAUGCAACAAAUCUCAAGAUGUCAAUCUGACUCAGCAUUUUACAGAUGCGCAUUUGGACUCGGCACCUGAAAUUCAGGCAUCUGAAUCUUUCCAUGAGGGAGGUUGCAAAGGAGGCUUCUACAGCUUCACGGUCUCCCUCCUAGAUGCAAGUGACAAUGUGAUUGUCAAACAGACGACUGGACGUAAAGGUAGCAUCACUACUUCAGGGUGGAUCAGGGAGAGCUUUACUUUCAAGGGCUAUGGACCAGGAGUUAGAACUGUUUGCUUCGAAAGCCACGGUGAGGACGACAAGAGCUGGGCAGGAGCUUUCGGGGCCUGGAUAUCCGCUGGUGUGUUGCGCGUCAAGAGUGAAAUCAGCCCGGCAAGCGGAGAUGAAUAUUCAGAUGUCGAGACGAGUACGGCCGAGGAGAGGAAGCAAGGUGUCACUUCUUUCUUACGCCACCUGCAAGAGGAGCACCGAGAUUCCCUGAAGUUCAUGCUCACCUCAUCAGAAGCUGAUAAACCAGGUGAUGAAGCUGCCAAGGAUAAACAGGUCAAACCAGAAGAGGUCAUCCAACCUAUGAUCAUUGUGAAGAAGAAAACAGUGAAGCGUGAGAUCCGAGUCUUCGUUUCCAGUACGUUCCGAGACUUUGAGGAGGAGAGAGAGUUGAUCAUCAAGAAGGUGUUCCGUGAGCUGAAUCGACUUUGUCUGGAUCGGGGGGUCUUCUUCACCUACGUUGACCUUCGAUGGGGGAUCACAGAGCAGCAAUCUAAGGGAGGGAGGACCAUUGAGAUAUGUCUACGAGAGAUUGACAAGUGUCGUCCAUACUUCAUCUGCAUGAUGGGGGAUCGCUUUGGCUGGAGCCAGUCCAGUAAGUUCAAAGAUGAGCUUCUAGACAAGAGCUAUGACACUGUAGUUGAUGCCUACCGUCAGUUCAAGUGGGUUGAUGAUUACCGUUUCAACUCUAGUGUCACACAGCUCGAGGUGAUGUACGGGGCGAUGAGAAAACACAAAGAGAUCAAGAAGGAACGCAUCUUCUUCUACCUUCGUAAGCCGAUGGUGAAAAGAGAAGACCUUCCGCCCCCUGUGGAGACUGAGGAAGAUAGAAAGAAUGUGAAAGGAGAAACACAGUGGCACUUUGAUCUGCAAACCAAGCUGAGGAAUUCUGUUGCAGAGUCCGGACACACUAAAAGGACCUAUGUCAGUGCUGUUGAUGCUGCAUCAAUGAUCAAAGAGGAUUUGAUCAAGUGCAUCAAUGAGGAUUUCCCACCUGGCACCAACCUUACAGCUCUACAGAGAGAGUCAGAAGCACAUGAUGCCUUCGCCAACGCUAGACGACGCGUCUACAUCGGACGACAGGAGUACUUUGAUUACAUCGACAACUACUUUGCUCAGAAACCAGAGGGACCUCUUACGAUCAUCGGUGAAUCUGGAUCUGGUAAAUCUGCCCUUGUUGCCAAUUGGUGCGGCCGUUUUGAAGAGCGAAACCCUGGAACCUUCCUCUUCAAACAUUUCAUUGGCAGCUCAGCAGAAAGUGCAUCUCAUGUGAAUCUGUUGAGAAGACUGUACGGUGAGAUGAAGCAGUUCUACAACCUUGAAAUGGAAAUACCGACCUCUGACAGGAACCUGAUCAUUGACCUCCCAUCAUGGCUCAAUAUUGCAAGCAACAGGUCAAAGGUCAUGAUUGUUCUGGAUGCCUUGAAUCAGUUGGACAGUGGAGCAGGAGGAAGUGGUGAUGAGAAGAGCCUGACAUGGUUGCCACAAACAUUGCCUAACAAUGUGCAAAUGCUUCUCUCCACGCUUCCUGGGGAGACACAGGAUGUGAUAGAGUUGUCAGGAUGGCCCAUGUACAAGAUCCAAGGUCUUCAGGAGAAUGAGAAGCUGGAUAUCAUCACCGGCUACAUGGAUCUCUAUGGCAAGACCCUCAACAAAGAGCAAACCGAUCUCAUCAUCAAUGCCAAACAGAGCUCUAACCCUCUAUAUCUCAAGGCUCUCCUGGAUGAGGUUCGUGUGUACGGCGACUUCUUCAAGCUGACCCCGGCCAUCAAGUCCUACUUGACGGCGGAAGACCCUGGCGCUCUCUUUGUCAAGGUCUUGCAGAGGUUGGAGAACGAUUUUGAGAAGGGAGCUGUUUGUAGACCUAAUCUUGUGAGGGAUACGACCACAGCCAUCUGGUGCUCACAUAGAGGAAUGAGUGAGAGUGAACUCCUGACUUUGCUCAAGAUACCGAGUGCAGUCUGGUCUCCUUUCUACCUCUCCCUGGAGGACAAUCUCAUCAACCGCAACGGACUGCUGAACUUCUUCCACGAUCAUCUCAGACAAGCCGUUGAGCGUCGCUACCUGCCCACGGAUGAGGACAAGCGCAAGAAGUUUGUGGAGCUGUCAAACUUCUUCAAUGCACAGGAUAUUGAUGAUAGAUAUUCUGAUGAGGUGCCAUACCUACUGAUCCAAGCCAAGGAACUGACCCGUCUGAAGGCUACCAUCCUCAAUGUCAACGUCUUUCAGUUCCUGAUGAAGACGGAGGACGGCAACUUCCAGCUCAUCAUGGCCUGGAGAAUGUUGGGAGGUUUUGAGCCCGUGGAACAGGCCUACCUGGACGUCCUGUCUAAAUGUGAGGUUAACUGGGAGCAGGAUAAAGACAAGGUGGAACUCAUCAAGUUCAUGGCCGUCUUCUUCAUGCAACUCGGAUUGCUAACGGGUGCUAGGGUCUUGAAUGAGCGUUUGCUGAAGGAGAUCGAGUUGAGGUACCUUGCUGAGCAUUCUACCAUCGUACGACAUCAUUUCAACUACAGCAUGAAACUCAAAUGUAACCAUCCCACCGUCAUUGAUGUCCUGAUAGAGCUGGGAAAUGUUUGUCUGAAACAAGGCAACUUCAAAGCUUCCGAAGAAUAUCUGGAAGACGCCCUCUCUAGGCUGACCAAGGUCAAGACCCCACAGCAGAAACUCCAGCUAGUCAAGGCAGUCAUUACCAUGGUAUCUGUCCAGCGUCGUCAAGGUGACAUAGAUUUUGCCAAGAAGCUACUGAUGCGAGCCCUAGGGGUCAGCAAAGAGGUCGUAGGUCACGACCACCAUUACACAGCUGCUCUGCUUGGAAUGCUUGGCGAGAUACUCUACGACCAGAGUCGAUUGGAGGAGGCCGUAGCUUGCCACACCUUUGAUUUCAACGAGACUCAAAGAGAAGGCGGCCCCGAGCAUCCCCACAUAGCGGCCAUCUUGAACAACAUCGGGUUGGUCCAGGAUGAUAUGAAUGCUAGUGGUACACAGAAGACCUUCAGUCUAGCCCUGGGGAUCCUACUCGAGGCAUAUGGCAAAGAUCAUGUUGAUGUGGCUACAGUAAGAUACAAUCUUGGAGCACAGUUCUUUGGGAACCAGAUGUUCCAGCGUGCCAAGUACCAGUUUGAGGAGGCUUACCGUGUCUUCAAGCUCUUCCUCGGGGAGCAUCAUACAAGCACCAGGGUGGCAAAGAAAGCCGUCGAUAUGGUUGAAGAUCUUUGAAUACCAGCUUCAUCCAAAUAAACUUGAAGACGACACUACAGAGCAGACAAACUGUGUUUAACAUGGCUUAUAACAGCACACACAAACAGGUUUUAUAUUGAUUUCGAGUUGAAGAGCAGCCCUAUCUGUGAUUUAUGCCAGCAGAGAAACGGCUGGCAUCAAUAACUAUUUAACAAGGCCAGUAUACAGGAUGCACAUUGGAUCCACAAGACUAUGGAGCACAAUCCAUGUUUCCUUGCAUCAUUGAACAAUGUUAAGCCAUUAUAAAUGUAUGUCGGUUUUUUAUGUUUAUGCUAGGCAAGUAUCCGGAAGAUUUGCAUAAAAAAAUUAAGAGUGUUUAUGGAAUUAUAGUGGUAUGAUAUUGUACAGAAAUUGUUAUAAGAACAAAAUAUAUCAAUUUUCAACUUAAUAUAUCACAACUUGUAGGAUUAUGGAUCUAGUUCCGUUGUGGCAUUUAAUGUAAUAUGACAAGACAUUAAUGAACAUUUUUAUCCCCUCGCCGACGAAGUCAGAGGGGAUAUAGUAACGCUGCUGUCCGUCCUUCCGUGCGUGUGUCCAUGUGUAGCAAAUUUGGUAUGAAGGUACAUGGUAUCAAAAUAAAGCCCAAGUUCGAUUUCGGAGUAUGUAGGUCAUAACUCAUUAAAUAUGCAAAAAACAAAUGUGGUUAACUUCCUUGCCUAGUAACAUCAUAGUAUAGCCCAAUGGGGGUAACUUGUUCUGACGUAUAUAGGCCAUUUGUACCCUGCGAGGGGAUGCUAUGCUUUGCAUUGACUUGUCUAAAUUCUACCAAGGUGAGGUAUACAAGGCAGGAAUUAAUUCCUGGAAAUGCUCCAGUGCAAUAUUUUAUUACACUUCAGACUAUCAUGCAUGAGUUAUUUUGCAAGUACUGUUUUUUUAAUGCUAUUAUUGAAAAAUGUAAUUAAUGUCUAAUUCAGUCAAUUAAAAAAACAGUUGUACUAACAAAAUUAAAUUGAAUUGAGUACCGAAGUGCUAAUCUCAUAUUUGCUAAUUGUCUCUAAACAAUAGAGCCUGCUCGUGAGAUUCGCCAUGAAAUGGAAUUCAGUGUUUGGUGUGAGCACCACUGAUGAAUCGCAUCUCACUGUAGGUGGCUUGUGAGGUGAAGAGCAUUGCACCAUAUAGGUAUUGACCUGGUUUGAAAAGAAUAUAGUCAAUGUUUGAUUUAGAUAUCAUAAGCCUUCUAAUGAAAUAUACUAUACAAAGCGCAAUAUUAGGUAUAUAAAUGUGGAAUAUAGUGCCUUAUAAUGAUUAAGAAUGUUGUAAUUGCAAUUAUACAUAUUAGCAUUAUGCCUGAAACUGAAAUGGUGCAUAUAUGCAUCAGAUUUUUUUUUAUUGUGGCAUAGAAAUGGUUACCAGUAAAGCCUUAUCUUAUAAAGAUGUUAAUUGUGGAAUCAAAUCUACACAAGUAAUGAUAUUAUAUUUCAUUAUGACAACUUAUAAUUAAGAAUAAGAGGGCCAGAACCCCUUGUACCUAUGUGGUCGGAGGUGAAAUCAUGAUUCCUCUAUUGUAGCUAUUAUGUAUGUAUUAUACAGUGACCUUACUAAUAAUAAAUAUCCAAUCGCGACAUUCUCUAAAUUUGCAGAUAUAUGAGAUCUCGUGAGGGGGGUGGGGGGGGGGGGGAGAUACAGCCCCCAGCCUGGCCUCUCAUGCCUAGAUCUCCUGCUUUAGAUGGUCCAGUCCGACCCAGUCAAGGUUUUUAGGGUGGAUGUUGAAUGCUUUGGGACUGGGUGACUGUAGGUGAGGGAUGCCCUCCAUCUGAUGGACCCAACGUCCACUCUGGGAUACCCAUUGCAGCAUACAUGAUGGAGGAGAAGGAACCCUCUGUGCGUUCCAUUUCAUGAGGACCUCCCACGGCUGUUUCGUAGGUCGGAGGGGGAGCAGCUGCAAAUCAUGUCAAAAUUGUCUAUCUGAGUUCAGACCUUGGCUAAAAUCAUGUUUAAGAAAACUUGGACCCAAAGUCUGAUUCAAAUUUUAGUAGAAUAUAGCAUACAAAUUAAUUUAGUAAUAUGUUUAUAAACAUUAUUGAGAGUGAAAUGAAAUACACAAUUUUUGCAUUACUUAAUUUUGUAGAGUUGAUGAGGAAGAUCAUAUUAUGACUUGUUUUCUUGUUGUUUCGUCACAGCACAAUUAUAUUAAAUAAUAAAUAUGAAAAUAA